Messenger RNA from Spea bombifrons (plains spadefoot toad), 1347 nucleotides. RefSeq names its product methylthioadenosine phosphorylase (gene MTAP). Gene Ontology annotation, molecular function: S-methyl-5-thioadenosine phosphorylase activity. The transcript has 7 exons. Gene Ontology annotation, cellular component: cytosol. Gene Ontology annotation, biological process: nucleoside metabolic process. NCBI's taxonomy places the organism in Eukaryota, Metazoa, Chordata, Amphibia, Anura, Pelobatidae. Bases 247 to 975 code for a protein of 242 amino acids. The record is from RefSeq and is a predicted model, not a curated record.
CAACUGGUCUGGCCUUCUCGUAUCCAUGCGUUACAGGAUGUGGUGGCGCCGUGACUACGGGAUGCAGACUCUCCUCUGUUCUUUAGCCUGUAUGAAAUAAAACCUGCAGUUAUAGAAGCGAUAGCGAAAGGCCGCAUAUAAGAAGCGGCUGCUCUUAACAGGAUUGUUUCGCCCUGCUUGGAGCGCCACACUCAUGGGUGGGGAUUGGGAAUUAUGUGGUUGGAAUAAUUGGUGGGUCGGGUCUCGAUGACCCUGAUAUAUUGGAAGGAAGAACAGAAAAAUAUGUUGACACACCCUUUGGCAAGGCAUGGCAAGCAGCAUACAAUAGCUCCAACAAAUGUUAACUUCCGUGCCAAUAUCUGGGCUCUAAAGAUGGAAGGGUGUACACAUAUUCUGGUGACUACAGCUUGUGGCUCCCUGAAAGAAGAGAUUCAGCCUGGAGAUAUUGUUGUCAUUGAUCAAUUUAUUGACCGGACCACAAAAAGGCACCAGACGUUCUAUGAUGGUGGGGCAUGUCUACCUGGUGUGUGUCAUAUACCAAUGGCUGAUCCUUUCUGUGGCAAAACAAGAGCGGUUUUGAUUGAUGUUGCCAAGAAACUUGGAAUUAAAUGCCACUCUAAAGGUACCAUGAUCACCAUAGAGGGACCACGCUUUAGUUCCAAAGCAGAAAGCCAUAUGUUUCGCCUUUGGGGUGCUGAUGUCAUUAACAUGACUACCGUCCCUGAGGUGGUUCUUGCAAAGGAAGCUGAAAUUUGUUAUGCAAGUAUUGCAAUGGCAACUGACUACGACUGCUGGAAGGAACACGAGGAAGCAGUCUCGGUUGACAGAGUGUUAAAAACACUCAAGGAAAAUGCUAACAAAGCAACGAGCAUUCUUCUGACUGCUAUACCUCAAAUAGCCUCAAUGGAUUGGGCAGAUACUCUCAACAACAUGAAGAGUACAGUACAACUGUCUGUCAUGCUACCAAAACAUUAACCUCAAUACGUUUCAGAAGGAAAACAUUUUAGUCCAGAAGAAACCAGCAUAAGAACAGUACUGACAUGUCCAAGUUUAGCAAAGCUAUAUAAAUUUACCUGUCCUGUAAAGCAUGACCAAAUAUUUUUUGUUCUUCUAUAUAACAUACAAUUAAUGUAACAGUUACUUGGUUUUUAGGAUACCUCUAGUCUUUAAUUUCUAUAUUGCAGUCAACUUAGCUGUUUAUUCUUAAAACACAUUGUUACUAUAUAAUAAUUUCAAACCUGAAAGAAGUAUGCUUGUGCAUAUGAUGGCCUGACCAGCCUUAGAUCUUAAUAGCAUGUUUGUAUAAUUAUGGAAUAAUGUCACUGUUAAUUAAAUGUUUUCUAAGAA